AUGCGUCGCGCUUUGAUCCUUGUUUUUGUGUGCGGUCUAAUGAUCGCCUUUGCCUCGGCCGGUUUGCUGGGCGGAGGAGGCGGUGGUGGCUACGGCGGUGGUAGUGGCGGUGGCGGUGGUGGUGGAUACGGCGGUGGCGGAGGCGGCGGACAAGGAGGCUGGCAGAAAAACGGAGGAGGCGGCGGUGGCGGCCAAGGUGGACAUGGAGGCGGUGGACAAGGAGGCUGGCAGAAGAAUGGAGGAGGCGGUGGAGGCGGUCAUGGAGGUGGUGGACAGGGAGGCUAUGGAGGUGGCAAUCAAGGUGGCCACGGAAAGGGAGGUGGACAAGGAGGCUAUGGCGGUGGCCAUGGAGGCGGUGGCCAUGGUGGUGGUGGCCAUGGAGGUGGCAGCAAGUCCCUGGCCGGAAACCGCGGCAGUUCCGUGUCCUGGCAGGGCGGCAAUGGAGGCAACAACAAGCACGGAGGCGGGGGUGGAGGGGGCGGUGGCCUUUACGGAGGCGGUGGCGGCGGAGGUGGUGGCAACAAGCACGGCGGUGGUUGGUAA
Messenger RNA from Drosophila rhopaloa, 543 nucleotides. RefSeq names its product glycine-rich protein DOT1. The record is from RefSeq and is a predicted model, not a curated record. The transcript is spliced from 3 exons. NCBI's taxonomy places the organism in Eukaryota, Metazoa, Arthropoda, Insecta, Diptera, Drosophilidae. The coding region runs from base 1 to 543 and encodes 180 amino acids.